ACAAACAAAUAUCUUUUAUUAGCUGAAACCACGUGUGUAUCGGUAGAUUUAGAUGCAGGCUAUAAUUAUCACUCAUUAAUCUCUCUAUUUAUUCCUUACCAAUACUUGACGGUUACUACAACACAACGCAUCAUCAUGGCGUCUUAUCUCCGAGUCUCUCUUUCCUUCAUAUUCUCGGCUUUGCUAAUCUCACCGGCUGUCUCGCAGUCAUGUUCGUCACAGACAUUUUCCGGCGACAAAUCAUACCCUCACUGUCUCGCCCUCCCCAACCUCAAAGCCUUCCUCCAUUACUCCUAUGACGCUGCCAACACAACUCUCGCCGUUGUUUUCUCUGCUCCGCCGUCAAAGCCGGGCGGUUGGAUCGCGUGGGCGAUUAACCCUAAAGCCACCGGCAUGGCUGGAUCUCAAGCACUCGUCGCCUCAAAAGACUCAAAAACAGGUGUUGCCUCCGUGACGACGCUUAACAUCAUCUCAUACAGCUCGCUUGUCCCGGGAAAGCUAUCGUUCGAGGUAUGGGACGUAAAGGCGGAGGAGGAGGCGGCCGGAACUUUAAGAAUCUUCGCGAAGGUAAAGGUUCCGGCGGAUUUAGCGGCGAAUGGGAAGGUUAACCAGGUUUGGCAGGUUGGACCUGGAGUGUCACCAAACGGGAGGAUACAGCCACACGAUUUCAACACUCCGAAUCUUAACGCUGUUGGAUCGCUCGAUCUGAGCGGUGCCACUACAGGGGUAUCUGCCUCCGGCGGCGGCGGUGCUGGAAACUCAAGGAUUCAUAAGAGAAACAUCCAUGGGAUAUUGAAUGCGGUGAGUUGGGGAAUUUUGUUUCCGAUUGGAGCAAUGAUAGCAAGAUACAUGAGAAUAUUUGAAUCGGCAGAUCCUGCUUGGUUUUACCUCCACGUGUCAUGUCAGUUCUCUGCUUAUGUCAUCGGUGUUGCCGGAUGGGCCACCGGACUCAAGCUCGGCUCCGAGUCUAAGGGAAUUCAGUUCAACAGUCAUCGCAACAUCGGCAUUGCUCUCUUCGCUAUAGCAACGCUUCAGAUGUUUGCGAUGCUGUUGCGGCCGCGCAAGGACCACAAGUUGAGAUUCUUUUGGAAUAUUUACCACCAUGGAGUUGGAUACUCUAUCCUUAUCCUUGGAAUCAUCAAUGUUUUCAAAGGUCUUAGCAUCUUGAACCCAGAGCAUACUUACAAGACUGCUUAUAUCGCUGUGAUUGCUACUUUGGGAGGCAUUACUUUGCUCUUGGAAGCUGUUACUUGGGUCAUUGUCCUCAAGAGAAAAUCUGCUAAUUCGAACAACCCUCCCAAGCCCUGAGUAAUUCAAAUGAUCGCUAUUUUUAUCUCUUAAGUUACAAAUGCGUUGCUUUAUCUCCCACUUUUGAUUCAUCUCUAGACGUGGCUUGUGUUUGAUGAUGUUGACUUCUGGUGUUUAUGUAUAGUAGGAGAAAAAACCUCAUGUAUUAGUGUUUCUUCUUUGUAGCUUUGUCUUUUGUUUCCUUGUUUAUGUGACUGGCGCAGAAGUAUUAUUUUGUAGGAUUAUUUUUUAUCUUUCAUGUUUA
Brassica rapa (field mustard) is the source of this 1552-nucleotide messenger RNA. Its product is annotated as cytochrome b561 and DOMON domain-containing protein At4g12980. Lineage: Eukaryota; Viridiplantae; Streptophyta; Magnoliopsida; Brassicales; Brassicaceae. The record is from RefSeq and is a predicted model, not a curated record.